Messenger RNA from Plasmodium gonderi, 519 nucleotides. RefSeq names its product cytochrome c oxidase subunit 2. The coding region runs from base 1 to 519 and encodes 172 amino acids. Gene Ontology annotation, cellular component: membrane. The transcript has a single exon. NCBI's taxonomy places the organism in Eukaryota, Apicomplexa, Aconoidasida, Haemosporida, Plasmodiidae. Gene Ontology annotation, biological process: ATP synthesis coupled electron transport. The record is from RefSeq and is a predicted model, not a curated record. Gene Ontology annotation, molecular function: copper ion binding; cytochrome-c oxidase activity.
AUGGAUAUACUUAAAAGUGUAUUCGGAUUAAGGAAUAAAAUGGUUUACAACGAUAAUAAGAUACUGCUGAAAAAUUUGAAUGAAGAUGAUCCAUCAAAAGUUACAAAUGUGAAAGCAGAAGAUUAUCCAAUUCCAGAAAAGUAUUUAGAAGAUCCUGAUAAAAUUCCAAAAUAUUAUGUCUUCCAAUCAAAUAUGGUUACAGAUGAAGAUUUACAACCUGGAAUGUUAAGACAGUUAGAAGUAGACAAAAGAUUAACACUACCAACUAGGACACAUAUAUCUUUUCUAGUCACAGCUACGGAUGUUAUUCAUUCAUGGUCUAUACCAAGUCUUGGUAUUAAAGCAGAUGCAAUCCCAGGGAGAUUACAUAAAGUAACAACUUUUAUAUUGAGAGAAGGUGUAUACUAUGGACAAUGUUCUGAAAUGUGUGGUACGCUACAUGGAUUUAUGCCAAUUGUUGUAGAGGCUGUUUCUCCUGAGGCUUAUGCUGCUCAUGCCAAGAAAUAUUACAGAGACUAG